This is a messenger RNA of Schistosoma guineensis, 3182 nucleotides long. The record is from the annotation of a GenBank genome assembly. NCBI's taxonomy places the organism in Eukaryota, Metazoa, Platyhelminthes, Trematoda, Strigeidida, Schistosomatidae.
AACAUGGCCAUUAAGAGUAGAAGACACUCGUAAGCUACUAGUAUUUGACCACAGAUGCCUCAGAAAUAUUGCUGGCGUCUGCUGGGAUCACCGGGUAAGUAAUCGUGAGGUUAGACGCAGGGUACUAGGGAAGGAUGGUAAAUCAGUCGAUGAGGUUGUGAAUCUUCAUCGACUGAGAUGGUUGGGCCACGUGUUACGUAUGCCCGAGCACCGAUUACCACGACGUGCGAUGCUAACCGGUGUUGGGGAUGGUUGGAAGAAAAUUAGGGGCGGCCAAACCAAAACGUGUCAUCAGUGCUUGAAGUCACUAACUUCUAGUCUGAGCCAUGUUGGUAGAUGCAGACUACUUGGUUGGGGUCCGCGCGACUGUCGUAACCAACGGUUGGAGAUUCUUGGUGACAUGGCUGAGAACCGAUCAUAAUGGCGUCGGUGUAUACACUUUCUGUCUUCCCUUAAACUAAGAGAUUAAAAUCACUUGAUAUUAUUCUUUCUACGAACUAAUUCUUUCUUCCUGUACUAUAUCCUUAUUGAAAUCUUUCUUUUAUAUAUUACCACCUCUGAAUUAACUACUUUUAUGAAUCCGGUGUCCAUCUUGUUGUGUUAAUGAGGUAUGGCAACCUGGACCGAUGCAUAAAUGUGCCUGGUCUUAAGUUGUAGCUGAUUGACUGACUGGUGCGUCGAUAAGUAGGGACUGAUUAUUAGUAGGCUAAACAGUAUAUAAAAGGUAAGAAAACACUGUAAAGUAAUACCAUCAGCAAUAUUUUAGAAAACACUCAUAUGAACGUAUUUAGCAAUGGAACAGUUAUUACAUUAUUAACACAGUUAACGGUAAUAUGUGCACAGUAAACAUCCUUAAUGGAAACUGAUUUGUAUUCAUGACUAACUACCGAAAACAUAAGUAUUCUUAGAAGGGAAUGGUUCGGCGAAAUAAUCACGUGGGCAUGUGAAUGGUCUAAGUUUCACUAAUCCGCUUUCAGUGACUAGCCCAGGCUUAAGCAUAAUUAAUUGUUUCCCAGGGUCAAACUUAACGAAUGCUUGUAAAGUAGUGGCCGAUAUGCUAGCUCGCAACCUACCACAGAAAGAUAUCUUCUCUGCAUAGCUCUGAGCUUCUUGUUUUGCUACAGCGUAACUGUUAUGUACUUAUUUCUUAAUCUGCCUCAUAUAAGACUCGAAAGGAAAGGCGAAAAAAGAAUCUAAAGCUUUAUGUGCACGAACGUCAUCAGGAAGGUACUUCAACAAAUGCACAUUGUAAACUAAGUUUUCAAGUCCAUAGCACCAUUCAUAUUCCUUAAGAAAAUUACGUAAAUCAUUUCUGGCCGAAUCUUUUGCGCCGCUAUGUAAUCUGGGAUGCUCUAACAAAUACGCCGCUAAUGCUAGAGGCUUGGAAUUCGUGUACAGCGGUUUUGGUAAACAAUGUUUAAGGAUUACGGGGCCUAAAUGCAGAAGGAACAAUCGACACUAUCACUUUCUAUACUGAGACAAAGUCUGAUGUCCGACACGCUGAAAGUUUGAAGGAGUACUUGCGGCACAAUGUGAGUAAUGCUACUUGCUCAGUGUCCAGUUUGUCAGGAAUGCUUUACAAAUGCACUUGAAUGUAAUAUAUCAGCAUUACCAUGUGGUCAUGUGUUCCAUCAAAUAUGCAUUGAUACCUGGUUCAAAACAUCUUCAACAUGUCCACAAUGCAGGAUAGGCAUCAAAAAAACAUUUGUCAUUUCUAAAUUAUACUUUGAUAUGAUUAGUUACAGUUCAGAAGAACAACCUGUCAAUUCUUCGACAUUUGAACAAGAAACUUCAGCAUCAGAAAGUUCACAGUUGGAUUCCAAAUCGAUGAAAUCCUUAAGCGUUCAACUACAUCGAUUACGUUCAGAAAAUAUGAGAUUGGACUUAUUAUGUAAAAACUUGUCUCAAAAAUCGGAAGAAAAUUCCAAACUAUUAAGCGCACGCGAUAAAGAGAUAUCAGCACUGUCCACUUUGUACAGUGAAACAGAUAAAUUAUACGAAAAAGAAAGACAACGUUGUCGAGAUUUAAGAACAGAAAUAUCAAGUUUGAAACAGUUCCUUCGAGAAGCCGAAGCUAUGAAAGCUGAGGCUAUUCAGCUUCGAAAAGAAACAGAAGAUAUGCAAAACGUGAAAAAGUUAAUAUCCUCUUCAGAAGAUGCUGCACGUGAGCUAUUUUCUCGAUAUACAUCAAAAUUCGAAAAUGUAAACGAAACACAAAUUAAGCAUCAAAAAGAUAGUGAACUAUUAUCUCUUUGUAAAUGGGCUUCUGUUUUGCGAUCAGAAUUAACUGCUACCCGUGAAAAAGUGAGGAGUUAUCGUACAGAAUUGUCUCGAGUACGUAAACUACAGACUUCUGCUUCUCAAAAAAUCACACGUGCCGAAACUAAUGCUGCUGAAUAUAAGGAACGUGUCAAACAACUGGAAAGUGAAUUGUCGAAUUUAAUUGAACAACUUCACCCAGAUGUUAAUAAGACAAAAGGAAAUACUUCUCAAGAGCAUUUAACCUGUGGAACUACUACAUCAAGGAUUAUUUCGCAACCAUCUACUUCUACCACUCCUGUGCGUUCAAUAUCCAUGAGUGAUAGUUCGCUUGUUACUCCACCAUCGACAAAAUUAAUUUCUAAGGAAUUAUCUACACCUGAUUUACUCUUAAUCAGUAGUCCAUUUGAACAAUCAGCUAAUGUCACUCCAAGGACGGACUUUUUAACACCUGCAAAUCCAUUUCGCAUGAAACAGAAUCAACCAAGUACUAGUAAUUCACCUAAACAAACUGUAUCUACUUCACAAGCAUACAAUCGCACUUUAUUAUUCUCUCCUGAGACAGAUAUGAUUAAUAAUAAAAUCCCAUUAAAUAAUAUUAUGGCCAAUCAACGACGACCAUCAAGCUUUUACCAAAUGUCAAUUAUGCGUCAACAUGCCAAGAUUGCUGACAGCUAUAGAAUACCAAAUUAUUCGAAUACUCUUCAAUUUCAUCAAUCAUUCGACAAUACUCUAUCAAAACUAUCGAAACCUUGUGUGCUAAGAACGGAAACUAGCCGUUACCAAAAACGCUCUGUUGGAAAUUUAAAACGAUCUAUUUCAGAAAUUUCUAACACUUUAAAACUUGAUAAUUUCAUAGUAAAAUUAUGAUUAAUUUUCUCCACUCAUGUAACCUCAUAUUAUCUCCCAAUAAACUAAUAGUU